Lactuca sativa (garden lettuce) is the source of this 4910-nucleotide messenger RNA. RefSeq names its product DNA helicase INO80-like protein (gene INO80). Gene Ontology annotation, molecular function: ATP hydrolysis activity; ATP binding; DNA binding. Lineage: Eukaryota; Viridiplantae; Streptophyta; Magnoliopsida; Asterales; Asteraceae. Gene Ontology annotation, cellular component: Ino80 complex. Gene Ontology annotation, biological process: chromatin remodeling; DNA repair. The record is from RefSeq and is a predicted model, not a curated record.
GUUGAUCAUAAAAGAUCGAAUUCGAAGCUGCUCUCUUUGGGUUCAAAAAGGAAAUACCCAGGCUCACGUUAUCAGUCCAUACCCACUACCCGCUUACAUUAGCACCGAGCCCUCUUAUCAAAUCGCAAUGCCAGCCCUUAGCUUCUUAUCCUGCGCACCUCCUCCGCCUUCUUCUCCAACAGGCUUAGGGUUUCUUUUUCUCUCUCUCUACUCCCAAAUAAAAUUCAUCCUUGUCUUCACAACCCUACGGUUUCACUUUCCUUCUUGUUCUUCUUCAGACUGCCGCUUUCGAACACCCUAUGGACUCCGAUCGCCAUAUCAAGAACUCGUAUAACUAUUCGAAUCUCUUCAAUCUUGAGUCUCUGACGAAAUUUCAACUACCUCAAGGUGAUGAGUUUGAUUAUUAUGCCAAUAGUAGUCAGGGUGAGAGCAGAGGUAGCCGAGGUGGACCAAUGACUGACAGAAGUAACGGAAUGAUGUUGGAAAAGAGAAAGAGGCGAAACACAUACAGCAGUGAUGAAGACCAUGAAGGCAGUUAUGACACAUACUUCUCUGAAGAGCAAUAUAGGGCAAUGCUUGGGGAGCAUGUUCAUAAGUACAAAAGAAGGCAUAAAAGCAAUAACUUGCCAGCUUCUGCUUCCACCCGAAAUGGAAUGUCUGGCAUGGAGAUUAUUAGUCAUGGAUCAAAGGACCAUAAAUCAUUGAAUGGGCGCUCAAGAGGGGGUCACAAAGAAGCAGGUUUUGCUGCAGAAUAUAACAUGGAGAGGUCAAUUUCUGAACCUGGUUAUUUGGAUAUUGGGGAUGGAAUCACUUACAAGAUUCCUCCAACAUAUGAAACAUUGGCUACCUCAUUAAACUUGCCUAGAACUUCAGAGAUUCGAGUGGAGGAGUUUUAUCUCACAGGUACCCUUGAUUUGGGGUCCUUAGCUUCAAUGAUGUCUGCAGACAAAAGACUUGGCCCCAAAAGUGGAUCAGGGAUGGGUGAGCCUAGGUCCCAAUAUGAGUCUCUUUGGGCAAGAUUAAGUUCCCAAACUUUAAACAACUCCCCUCUGAAGUUCAGUCUUAAAGUAAGUGAUGCUGCAUUAGAUUCAUAUUCUGCUCCUGAGGGAGCAGCUGGUGGUUUUAGGCGUUCUAUCAUGUCAGAAAGUGGAGUGCUACAGGUGCAUUAUGUGAAGGUCUUAGAGAAAGGUGACACGUAUGAGAUUAUUGAACGUAGUCUACCCAAGAAACAAAAGGAGAAGAAAGAUCCAUCAAUGAUUGAGAAAGAGGAGAUGGAUAGAGUUGAUAAAUAUUGGGUGAACAUGGUCAGAAAAGAGAUACCAAAACAUCAUAGGUUUUUCAUCAACUUUCAUAGAAAACAAUUAACCGAUGCAAAGAGGUUUUCUGAGACAUGUCAAAGAGAGGUAAAAAUGAAAGUGAGCAGAUCACUUAAGUUGAUGAGGGGUGCUUCAAUUCGCACAAGGAAACUUGCUAGGGAUAUGUUGGUGUUUUGGAAGAGAGUGGAUAAAGAAAUGGCUGAGGUGAGGAAAAGAGAAGAAAAAGAAGCUGCUGAAGCAUUGAAACGUGAACAGGAGCUUCGUGAAGCCAAAAGGCAACAACAGAGGCUAGAUUUCUUGUUAUCCCAAACAGAACUCUAUGGCCACUUCAUGCAAAACAAGCCAACUUCUCAGCCACCUACUGAAGGGGACAAAGUUAAUGAAUCAGAAGUUGGUGAAAAAGAAGAAGAUCCUGAAGAGGCUGAAAUGAAAUCAGAAGCUUUGAAAGCAGCACAAGAUGCAGUCUCCAAACAGAAAAUGAUCACAAGUGCAUUCGAUGAUGAAAUUUUGAAGUUGCGUCAAGCUUCAGGCACUCAAGACCCUGAACAACAAGAUUCAGUUGCUGGAUCUAGCAACAUAGAUUUGUUGCAUCCAUCAACUAUGCCAGUAGCAUCAUCAGUACAAACACCAGAGUUGUUUAAAGGUUCUUUAAAAGAGUAUCAGCUUAAAGGUCUCCAGUGGCUUGUGAAUUGUUAUGAGCAGGGUCUGAAUGGUAUUCUUGCUGAUGAGAUGGGACUUGGAAAGACCAUCCAAGCAAUGGCUUUCUUGGCUCAUUUGGCUGAAGAGAAGAAUAUAUGGGGGCCAUUUCUGGUUGUUGCUCCUACUUCUGUUUUGAACAACUGGGCUGAUGAAAUUGGACGAUUUUGCCCUGACUUAAAAACACUUCCUUAUUGGGGAGGUAUUCAAGAAAGAACAGUACUUAGGAAAAACAUCAAUCCAAAGCGUCUUUAUCGUAGGGAUGCUGGAUUUCACAUUCUCAUUACAAGCUACCAACUUCUAGUAUCAGAUGAGAAGUAUUUCAGGCGUGUGAAGUGGCAAUACAUGGUAUUGGAUGAAGCUCAGGCUAUCAAAAGUGCAACCAGUAUAAGAUGGAAGACACUACUCAGUUUUAAUUGUCGGAAUCGCCUGCUUCUAACCGGAACACCUAUUCAGAACAACAUGGCUGAGUUGUGGGCCCUUCUUCAUUUCAUCAUGCCUACUCUAUUUGAUAGCCAUGAACAAUUUAACGAGUGGUUUUCUAAAGGUAUUGAAAACCAUGCAGAACAUGGUGGGACUUUAAAUGAGCACCAACUUAGCAGAUUGCAUGCAAUUUUGAAGCCUUUUAUGUUGCGGCGAGUUAAGAAGGAUGUGGUAUCCGAGUUGACUCGGAAGACUGAAGUUACAGUCCAUUGCAAACUGAGUUCACGACAACAAGCUUUUUACCAAGCUAUAAAGAACAAGAUAUCACUUGCUGAGUUGUUUGAUAGUAAUCGGGGGCAACUCAAUGAGAAAAAGUUCAUGAACUUAAUGAACAUUGUCAUCCAAUUGAGAAAGGUUUGCAAUCAUCCUGAAUUAUUUGAGAGAAAUGAAGGAACUUCAUAUCUCUAUUUUGGAGAUAUCCCAAAUCAGCUUCUUCCACCUCCAUUUGGGGAACUGGAGGACAUAUACUAUGCUGGUAGUAAGAAUCCUAUUACAUACAAGGUACCAAAAUUAAUAUACCAAGAAGUGGUGCGAAAUUCAGAUAUCUUUUUAUUAAGAGGAAAGCAUGGCAUCAAUAGAGAAUCUUUUGAGAAACAUUUUAACAUAUUCUCCCCGCUACACAUUCACCAAUCCAUAUUUGAGCAACAAGACAAAAAUGCCCCUUGUAACGGAUCAUUUGGAUUCACUCGAUUGAUUGACAUGUCACCAUCAGAAACGGCUUUCAUAUCAAAUGCUACUUUGAUGGAGAGGUUAUUGUUUUCUAUCGCAAGAUGGGAUUGGUGCUUUUCAGAUGAGAUAAUGGAUGAUGAUGAUGAUGAUGUUGAGUACAAUAGUAUUGAAAAGGGAAAAGUAAGGGCAGUUACAAGAAUGCUAUUAAUGCCAUCAAAGUCAGAAAGAAAUGUUCUUAAGAGAAGACUUGCAACGGGACCCACAGAUGAUCCUUUUGAGGCGUUGGUAAUCUCACAUCAAGAUAGACUUGUAUCCAAUGUUCGCCUUCUUCAUUCAGCCUUUUCCUUCAUUCCACAGAUAAGGGCACCUCCUAUUGAUGCGGAGUGUCCAGAUAGAGAUUUUGCUUACAGAAAAGCUGAGGAAUUACAUAAUCCAUGGAUUAAGAGGCUGUUGCUUGGAUUUGCACGGACGUCUGAAUCAAAUGGACCUAAUAAGCCAAAUGAUGGUGCUAUUCACCAUUUGAUACAAGAAAUCGACAGUGAACUACCUGUUGUACAGCCUGCUCUUGAGCUUACUCACAAGAUCUUUGGUUCUUGUCCACCUAUGCAAAGUUUUGAUCCAGCCAAGAUGCUCACAGACUCAGGGAAGCUUCAAACACUUGAUAUACUGUUGAAGCGGUUGCGUGCAGGAAAUCAUCGUGUUCUCCUGUUUGCUCAAAUGACCAAGAUGUUGAAUAUCAUCGAGGACUACAUGAACUACAGGAAGUACAGAUAUUUAAGGCUUGAUGGAUCCUCUACCAUAAUGGAUCGUCGGGACAUGGUCAAAGACUUCCAGCUACGGAAUGAUAUCUUUGUAUUCUUGUUGAGUACAAGAGCUGGUGGGGUGGGGAUCAAUCUGACAGCGGCCGACACAGUUAUUUUCUAUGAAAGUGAUUGGAAUCCAACUCUUGAUUUACAAGCCAUGGACAGGGCUCAUCGCUUGGGUCAAACCAAAGAUGUUACAGUGUACAGGUUGAUAUGCAAAGAAACGGUUGAAGAAAAGAUUUUGCACAGAGCGAGCCAGAAAAGUACAGUUCAGCAACUUGUGAUGACUGGUGGUCACAUACAGGGUGACAUUUUAGCCCCUGAAGACGUUAUUUCUUUACUCAUUGAUGAUGCACAGAUGGAGCAGAAGCUUAAGGAAAUUCCAGCUCAGGUUAAAGAUCGACAAAGGAGAAAGGGUGGGACGAAAGCUAUAAGGAUAGAUGAAGAAGGUGAUGCACGCCUGGAAGACAUUACGGAUCCUGAACCUCCAUCAGAUCCGUUCAACACCUCUCCUUCCGAGAAACCAAGCUCGUCUAAAAAGUUGCAGAGAAAAGGUAAUACAGAGAAAGGGCCUGCAAAAGCAAGGGGGGCUCAAAAAGGUUCAAAAAACCCAAAUUCAACAACGGAGGACGUUCAGCGCCAGAAACCCAAGAGACCAACAAAGAGUGUAAAUGAGAAUCUUGAACCCGCAUUUACAGCUGUGUCUCAAGAUUAGAAAAAUUCCAUUCCAUAUUUAUAUAAAUGCACCACUCCUUGCUUUUAAAGCUCCAGAAUAUAAGGUAUAAAAAUUAAAAACAAACAUCAUCCUCAAGUCAUGUCAGAAAAACAACAUAACAAAUUUGUCCACUGGACCAAGACUGUGUCCCACAAUGCCAGUUUGUAUCAAUCUUUUGCGUAACAUACAAUUGGCACAGAUUUUGAAAAUAAUCUCAUUCAUAUCUAA